AUAGAAAAGCCCAAUCGCAUAACUGCCGAUUAGUUCGGCCCAAAUAGAAAAGCCCAAUCGCAUACCGGCCUGGACCGCCUAAACCCUAACUAUAAGAACUAAAUCUUCAAUCAGGAUAAAUAGCCGAAUUGACGAAGUCGCGAUUUCCCCUCUGUAAACCUAGCAGCAGCUUUGAUCUUCAGUGGUGCAUUUGUCUCUGUUUAACUUCUCAGACAUGAAGGUUGUCGCGGCUUACUUGUUGGCGGUUCUGGGUGGGAACGCCAGUCCCUCCGCCGAGGAUGUAAAGGGCAUUUUGAGCUCAGUUGGGGCUGAUUGUGACGAGGAAAGAAUUGAGUUGCUGUUGUCUCAAGUUGCUGGAAAGGAUAUUACUGAGUUGAUUGCUGCCGGGAGGGAAAAAUUGGCUUCAGUACCAGCCGGUGGUGGUGCGGUUGCUGUUUCUGCUUCUCCCAGUGGCGCAGGAGGUGGUGCUGCACCUGCUGCUGCUGAGGCGAAGAAAGAAGAGAAAGUUGAAGAGAAAGAAGAGUCUGACGAUGACAUGGGCUUCGGUCUGUUUGACUAGAAUUUGCAAAUGCAGUCGUAUAUCAAGCAAGUAUUCGCCACAUUCUCUUCAAUUUAUGUUAGUAGAGAAGUUUUCUUUUAUGUUUUUGGCACUGGAAUUUUGUAUCCGAACAAGUUGAGGACUAAAUAUAGUGUUCUUUGUUUUGAGUUUUA
Molecule: messenger RNA, 711 nt
Organism: Salvia miltiorrhiza (redroot sage)
Lineage: Eukaryota; Viridiplantae; Streptophyta; Magnoliopsida; Lamiales; Lamiaceae
Product: 60S acidic ribosomal protein P2A-like
Exons: 4
Coding region: 215-559 (114 amino acids)
Biological process (GO): cytoplasmic translational elongation
Cellular component (GO): cytosolic large ribosomal subunit; ribosome
Molecular function (GO): structural constituent of ribosome
Source: RefSeq, a predicted model, not a curated record